This is a messenger RNA of Coregonus clupeaformis (lake whitefish), 1749 nucleotides long. Its product is annotated as guanine nucleotide-binding protein G(i) subunit alpha-1. Bases 327 to 1391 code for a protein of 354 amino acids. Gene Ontology annotation, molecular function: GTPase activity; G protein-coupled serotonin receptor binding; G-protein beta/gamma-subunit complex binding. Gene Ontology annotation, cellular component: heterotrimeric G-protein complex. Gene Ontology annotation, biological process: adenylate cyclase-modulating G protein-coupled receptor signaling pathway. The transcript is spliced from 9 exons. Lineage: Eukaryota; Metazoa; Chordata; Actinopteri; Salmoniformes; Salmonidae. The record is from RefSeq and is a predicted model, not a curated record.
CGCAUACAUCGGGUAUUUGAAGAACAGGAAACAACCCGUUCAACAGCUCAAAAGCGUAAAGAAACGUGAAAAUUGUGAACACUACCGAAACAUCCGAAUACUUCUACAUCGGCAGAUAACAGAGACAGAAACCACAACGAACAUUUGUUUUCAAAUAAAGUAAUUUUAGAAGUGCUGCUGAGAAACAAAUUGUUUGGCUAGCCUGGGUGCGAGGCAAGGGUUGUGUUUGAAUCUCCGUCUCGAGGGAGGCGCCCUCCUUUUAGCUUGUGCAUGUUGUUGCAUUUUAUCUUUUUUACUUUUACACAUUUUUGGGAAUCGGCUUGAAGAUGGGGUGUACUCUGAGCACGGGUGAUAAGGCGGCGCAGGAGCGCAGUAAAAUUAUCGACAGGAAUUUACGGGACGACGGGGAAAAAGCAGCACGGGAGGUCAAGCUGCUUCUGCUCGGUGCUGGGGAGUCAGGAAAGAGUACCAUUGUCAAACAGAUGAAGAUCAUCCAUGAGGCGGGCUAUUCAGAGGAGGAGUGUAAGCAGUACAAGGCGGUGGUGUACAGCAACACGAUCCAGUCAAUCAUCGCCAUCAUCAGAGCCAUGGGGCGCCUCAAGAUCGACUUCGCCGAAGCAGCCAGAGCGGAUGAUGCUCGUCAGCUGUUUGUGCUGGCGGGAUCGGCAGAGGAGGGCUUCAUGACCGGUGAGCUGGCCGGAGUCAUCCAGCGCCUCUGGAAGGACAGGGGGGUCCAGGCCUGCUUCGGCCGCUCACGAGAGUACCAGCUCAACGACUCAGCCGCCUAUUAUCUGAAUGACCUGGACAGGAUAGCCCACGGAGCAUACGUGCCCACCCAGCAGGACGUGCUGAGGACCAGGGUGAAGACCACCGGCAUCGUGGAGACUCAUUUCACCUUCAAAGAUCUCCACUUCAAGAUGUUUGACGUGGGGGGUCAGAGGUCUGAGAGGAAGAAGUGGAUCCACUGUUUUGAGGGAGUCACCGCCAUCAUCUUCUGUGUGGCGCUCAGUGACUACGACCUGGUGCUGGCCGAGGACGAGGAGAUGAACCGGAUGCAUGAGAGCAUGAAGCUGUUUGACUCCAUCUGCAACAACAAGUGGUUCACAGACACCUCCAUCAUCCUCUUCCUUAACAAGAAGGAUCUGUUCGAGGAGAAGAUCCAAAAGAGUCCUCUCACUAUCUGUUACCCGGAGUACGCAGGCUCCAACACGUACGAGGAGGCUGCAGCCUACAUCCAGUGUCAGUUUGAGGACCUGAACAAGAGGAAGGACACCAAGGAGAUCUACACCCACUUCACCUGCGCCACCGACACCAAGAAUGUGCAGUUUGUCUUCGACGCAGUCACCGACGUCAUCAUCAAGAACAACCUGAAGGACUGUGGCCUCUUCUAGGGCAAUGUGGUGGCCAGCGUGUGCUCAGUGACUUUUCUUGGGGACGUCUGUGGCUGGAGGGGGUCGGAUGAUGGACACUUUGUAGAGAACAUCAAUUUUAACCUCUUAACUUAUGUUCAUCUCAAAAAGUUUUUAAAAUGCCAUGUAGAAAAACGUUUGUGUAAAAUAUUUGUACAACUGUCACUAUGGCUGGAGUUUUUCACUGUUUUUGUUUUAACCAGUCAAGUUAUAAAAAAUUAAAAGGGGGGGGGGCCUUUGCAUUCCUUUCUUGGAAUGGACACUAAUUUCUUCUGUUUGUAGGUACUUGCGAAUUAGUUGCAGUUUUUGGGGCUAAAUGGUAGAUGUUAUAAUUGAAUAC